Molecule: messenger RNA, 944 nt
Organism: Radiomyces spectabilis
Lineage: Eukaryota; Fungi; Mucoromycota; Mucoromycetes; Mucorales; Radiomycetaceae
Exons: 1
Coding region: 130-618 (162 amino acids)
Source: RefSeq, a predicted model, not a curated record
GAAAGUUCGACCAAAAAAUUGUUGUCCCUAUAGGAUUUUUUCUUGCACUCCUUUCUUCCAAUCCCUUCAUACGAAGGCCAUAGCUUUCCCUUUUAUAAUACCUGAGACUGUACAGCGUUUUUUUUUACCAUGGUUUUCUUUUCAGAUAUCGUUUCACGUCUAAAGCUCCAUCGCAAAACGAAAUCUGAGCAUGGUCACGAACGCACCAUGGCUCCUUCACAAACGGAAUCGGCUCAUCAGAAUGGAGUGUACAAAAAUACCACAGAAAAAGCCUCUCCAUCUCCCUCCACCGAUUCACGAUCGUCGACUACUCCUUCUUCACCGCCACCCGUACCUCAGACCGCGCCUGUGGUCGAUGUUGACAAGUUGGAAUUUUCAGCAUCUCGGCACUUGGCUCGAGAAUUGGAUCAAGAUAGUCAGUGGACCUCGCCUGAACUGGACAAACUGACAUUCCCAGCUUUUGAAUUUCUGCUACAACCUGCGCCUGCUCCAACGACAGAUCAUACCAAUACCAUGCCUCGAAAAUCAUCCUACUUACGCAAACGACUCUCUGUGUACAAGACCAAAUCCGCCCUUCUCAAACGUUCCCGUUCCACACCGAAUUUCGCGGCUUCUUAAAAUGGGCUUUACUCGACUCGAACAUCAUCUGACGAUGAUUUAUAGCAUAUUCCUAUAUUCCCCUUAUUGCAUGCAUAUAUCUUUUAUUUUAUUUUUUUACCGUUAUCUAUUUUAUAUACAUAUCUCUACAUAGCGCUAAACACGAUGUCAAUCCCAACAUAAAUAGAGCAGUCGACCAUCUCAGCCAAACAAUUGUUCUUUAUAAAACAAAAGGGCCAAACCGUUGAUCCUCCUGCUCCUCUGUGUCCAGUUAUACCAGCCCUCUAAAUUCAUAAGCUCAAUAAACAUCGUAUACUUGGCUGUCUUGUUCUCAAUGCAUGCGUGCA